This is a messenger RNA of Ipomoea nil (Japanese morning glory), 1116 nucleotides long. Its product is annotated as aquaporin TIP2-1-like. The coding region runs from base 81 to 827 and encodes 248 amino acids. Gene Ontology annotation, biological process: water transport; transmembrane transport. Lineage: Eukaryota; Viridiplantae; Streptophyta; Magnoliopsida; Solanales; Convolvulaceae. Gene Ontology annotation, cellular component: membrane. The transcript is spliced from 3 exons. Gene Ontology annotation, molecular function: water channel activity. The record is from RefSeq and is a predicted model, not a curated record.
GUAAUGCCCUCUUCGUGCAGUGGCUUCUUUUUCUUUCACCAUCGUCAGCUCCCGUGGGUUAAGCUAGACCUCCUAUCAAAAUGCCGGCUAUAGCUUUUGGACGGUUUGAUGAUUCUUUCAGCGCCAGCUCUCUGAAGGCCUACCUCGCCGAGUUCAUCUCCACCUUGCUCUUCGUCUUCGCCGGCGUUGGCUCCGCCAUUGCUUACAACAAGUUGACGGCGGAUGCUGCACUUGAUCCGGCUGGGCUUGUGGCGGUUGCGGUUUGCCAUGGACUGGCUCUGUUUGUGGCGGUUGCUAUCGCCGCCAACAUCUCCGGCGGCCACGUCAACCCCGCUGUUACUUUCGGGUUGGCAGUCGGCGGCCAAAUCACCGUCAUCACCGGCCUCUUUUACUGGGUUGCUCAACUCUUGGGCUCCAUUGUUGCUUGCUACCUCCUCAAAAUCGUCACCGGCGGCCUGGCGGUGCCAACCCACGGUGUGGCGGCCGGCGUGGGAGCCAUUGAAGGAGUUGUGAUGGAAAUCAUUAUCACUUUUGCUUUGGUGUACACGGUGUACGCCACCGCGGUUGACCCCAAGAAGGGAUCUUUGGGAACAAUUGCCCCCAUCGCCAUCGGGCUCAUCGUCGGGGCCAACAUUUUGGCCGCCGGCCCAUUCUCCGGCGGGUCAAUGAACCCAGCCCGCUCCUUCGGGCCGGCAGUGGUCAGCCUCGACUUUGCCUGCAACUGGAUCUACUGGGUCGGGCCUCUCGUCGGCGGUGGCCUUGCCGGCCUCAUCUACGCUAACGUCUUCAUGUGCCAUGAACACGCCCCGCUAUCCUCCGAUUUCUAAGUUUUCUGAAUAUGUUUGGAAUUUCGCAUUUGAAUGCUUGAUCUGAGAAGUUCACUUUCCAUUUCCGUUUUGUAAUAAAGCUAGGGAAGAAGAUUGAAAUGCAGCAUUUUUGGCUCUUCUUCCCUUUUUUGCUUUCUUCUUCUAUCUUCUGGUUUGGACUCUGGAGCUGUACAUUAUGCCUCUCAUCUUCUGGUGAAAACUUGCUUUAUUAUGUUAAAGAUGCAUUCAUUCCCCCAUUGUAUGCUUUCAAUGGAAAAUAAAUCCUUCAAAUGACAUUUCCCUUUGAUAA